AUGGACGGAGGUGGCGACGGUGGCAGAAAUGGUGGGACUUUCGGGGUACAGAUCUGGAACGGCCCUCGCAGGCUCCCGGAUUUCCUCCAGAGUGUAAACUUAAAGUAUGUUAAACUGGGCUACCAUUAUUUGGUCUCUAAUUUGUUUACUCUUUGCUUAGUGCCCAUAAUGUUGAUUAUUAUUAUCGAGUCAUCACAAAAGAACCCUGAUGAUAUCCGACAGUUGUGGCUUCAUUUGCAAUACAAUCUUGUUUCUGUUAUUAUAUGUUCUGCAUUUCUUGUAUUUGGAUCCACUCUGUAUAUUAUGACUCGGCCUAGACCUGUUUAUUUGGUUGAUUUUUCUUGUUAUCGGCCUCCUGAUAAUCUGCAAGCACCCUUUCGUCUGUUCAUGGAGCAUUCCCGGCUCACCGGGGAUUUUGAUGAUUCGGCACUUGAAUUUCAAAGGAGAAUUCUUGAGCGUUCGGGGCUUGGAGACGAGACUUAUGUUCCUGAGGCCAUGCAUUCCGUUCCUCCCCGGCCAUCAAUGCAGGCUGCUAGGGAGGAGGCUCAGCAGGUGAUGUUUGGGGCGUUGGAGAAUUUGUUUGCAAAUACCAAUAUUAAGCCGAAGGAUAUAGGGAUUCUUGUGGUGAACUGUAGUUUGUUUAAUCCAACGCCAUCACUCUCGGCCAUGAUCGUGAAUAAGUACAAGUUGAGGGGGAAUAUUUUGAGUUUUAAUUUGGGAGGGAUGGGCUGUAGUGCAGGAGUGAUUGCUGUUGAUUUGGCCAAGGACUUGUUGCAGGUGCAUAGGAAUACUUAUGCAGUUGUGGUUAGUACUGAGAAUAUUACGCAGAACUGGUAUUUUGGGAACAAGAAGUCAAUGUUGAUACCCAAUUGUUUGUUUAGAGUUGGAGGUUCAGCGGUGUUGUUGUCUAAUAAGUCAGCUGAUAGAAGGAGGGCGAAAUACAAGCUUGUUCAUGUGGUGAGGACGCAUAAAGGUGCGGAUGAUACUGCGUUCCGAUGUGUGUAUCAGGAGCAGGAUAAUGCUGGGAAUACUGGGGUUUCUUUGUCAAGAGAUCUAAUGGCUAUUGCCGGUGGAGCUCUGAAGAUUAAUAUCACUACGCUAGGUCCUCUUGUGCUACCGGUCAGUGAGCAGCUUUUGUUCUUUUCCACAUUGGUACUCAGAACGUUGUUUAAUAGGAAAAUAAGGCCUUACAUUCCCAAUUUUAAGUUGGCGUUUGAUCAUUUCUGCAUACAUGCCGGAGGAAGGGCAGUGAUUGAUGAGCUGGAGAAGAAUCUGCAGCUGUUACCGGUUCACGUGGAGGCUUCAAGGAUGACUCUCCAUCGAUUUGGGAACACUUCAUCGAGCUCCAUUUGGUAUGAAUUGGCAUACAUUGAGGCAAAGGGAAGGAUGCGGAGGGGUCACCGAGUCUGGCAGAUUGCUUUUGGGAGUGGGUUCAAAUGCAAUAGCGCGGUGUGGGAGGCACUUCAGAAUGUAAAACCAUCUCGUAAUGGUCCCUGGGAGGAUUGUAUUCACAGGUAUCCUGUGAAUCUCAUCUCAUAG
This is a messenger RNA of Fraxinus pennsylvanica, 1539 nucleotides long. The record is from the annotation of a GenBank genome assembly. Lineage: Eukaryota; Viridiplantae; Streptophyta; Magnoliopsida; Lamiales; Oleaceae.